CUCCAUUGGGUGGCUUUGGUUGGGAUGGGAGGAGACGGUCCUAUCUUUGGUAUUAUCUCCUUCGAUCUUGCAGAUGAGGUGUUCAAAGAAAUUCCGCACCCACCUUGUCAACGACUUGUGUCAGAUCACUACAGUCUUUCCAUGCUCAAUGCUCAAUGGGUGUCUAUCGGCUGUUGGGUCAGCUCCUCCUCCAGCCUCUGCAAGUCCGUUGCUGUCCUCUACAGUCCGCAACCACCACUCACCACCACACCACAGCAGCCAACAGCUAACAACCACCAUGAUUAUCCACCCUCCGGUCAUCUUCGUCAACUAAUCUACAUCGAAAUCCAUCACAAUCCACAGCUUACCUUUCCUCGGCCACAGAACAGGACACAGCGCAGCAGUAUAGAACAGUGAAAAGGAAUUCAAGUUUAGAAGAAGAAUUUUAACCGAGUUGGUAGGCAUCGUUUGUAAGAAUGGGAACUCCUCUGGAUUUCUUGAACUAACUUAAUCACGACGUGUCACUAAAGAUUAUGACAUUUUUGGAUGAUCUAUCUGAUAUUGUUCGUGCCUCUUCUGUCUCCGGUGAUUGGAAACUGCGCUACAUCGAAAUCCAUCACAAUGAAUUGGAAACUGCUUC
Rubroshorea leprosula is the source of this 619-nucleotide messenger RNA. The record is from the annotation of a GenBank genome assembly. Lineage: Eukaryota; Viridiplantae; Streptophyta; Magnoliopsida; Malvales; Dipterocarpaceae.